Messenger RNA from Hyaena hyaena (striped hyena), 5963 nucleotides. It is a transcript of the gene ZNF615, whose product is annotated as zinc finger protein 615. NCBI's taxonomy places the organism in Eukaryota, Metazoa, Chordata, Mammalia, Carnivora, Hyaenidae. Gene Ontology annotation, molecular function: DNA-binding transcription repressor activity, RNA polymerase II-specific. The record is from RefSeq and is a predicted model, not a curated record. Gene Ontology annotation, biological process: negative regulation of transcription by RNA polymerase II.
CUCGCGGGAUUCACUGGCUCAGGGGGAUCCGGGUCCCCAGGUAUCUCCAGGAAGGGCUUCCGAACAGGAAGUAGCUUCGGACGUGGGCGGCCUUUCGUCUCUACCAGGGGCGUUUGGAGAGGUUCGGGUUCAGGUCUUGGGUCCCCAAGAACAAGAGAGAUCAAGAGAAGGAAUGAGGGAAGAAAGAGGAAAUUCUUGCACUUGGAUAUCAUUGCUUCUGGGGACAACUUCAAGCAGACACCAAGAUUUCUGACUCUAAAAACCUUGUCGUAGAUGCAGGAGACACAAAAGUCAUAGAACCCAUGUUACUGCUUCCUGAGCAUAGAAGAAAAUGAUCAAGGCCCAGGGAUCGCUGACACUAGAGGACGUGCACGUGGACUUCUCCCGGGAGGAGUGGCAGCUCCUGGCCCCCGCCCAGAAGGACCUGUACCGGGAUGUGAUGUUGGAGAACUACAGGAACCUGGUGUCAGUGGGGUGUCAAGCUACGAAACCAGAUGCAGUCUCCAAGUUGGAACACAGAGAUGAAGCAUGGAUGACAGAGGAUGAAAUCCAAGAUAGAACCCGUGCAGGAAUUGGGAAGGAUGACAGUCAUAUGCAAGAGCACUCUCAAAACCACAGAUUUCUGAAGAGCAUGCAACAGUACAGGGAAGAGAAUGCAUUUAGAAAUGCUGUUCACCUGAGCAAAAUACAUUUUGCCUUGACACAAAAUCAUGUGUUUGACUUAUGUAGAAAAGCUUUGAAAUCAAGUUUAGUUAACCAGAAGAAAAGAUAUGAAAUAAAGAAGGCCAUUGAGUUUAAUAGAGAUGAGAAAUCUUUUCUACAUGGUAAUCAUGAACGUUUGUAUGCUGGAAUUGAAUUCCCUGAAUGUGCGAAACAUAUCAGCACUAAAUUCCAAGUCUUUAAGCAUCAGAGGACUCCUAACAUAGAGAACUCCCAAGCAUGCAUCGAAGAUGAGAAAACCUGCAUCAGGAAGUCCCAGCUUCUUAAUCAUGAGGGUGGCCAUAGAGGAGAGAAGCCCCAUGGGUGUGAUCCGUGUGGGAAAUCCUUCUCCAGAAAUGUCAUGUUCACUAAACAUGAGAAAACUCCUGCACAAGGCAAAGUCUGUAUAAUGAAUGACUACAGGGCAGGCACUAGUGUGAAGAGCAGUCUCCCUGUGCCUCAGCAAACCCAUACAGCAGAGAAAUCUUACAUGUGCGGUGAGUGUGGAAAAGGUUUCACCAUGAAACGUUAUCUGAUUGCACAUCAGCGAACUCAUAGUGGAGAGAAACCUUAUGUCUGUGAUGAAUGCGGAAAAGGCUUCACCGUGAAGAGCAAUCUCAUUGUGCAUCAGCGAACUCACACUGGGGAGAAACCCUAUAUAUGCACUGAAUGUGGCAAAGGCUUCACCAUGAAGCGCUAUCUUGUUGUACAUCAGCGUACUCAUACCGGAGAGAAACCCUAUAUAUGCAGUGAAUGUGGGAAAGGCUUCACCGUGAAGAGUAAUCUCAUUGUGCAUCAGCGAUCUCAUACUGGGGAAAAAUCUUACAUGUGCACUGAAUGUGGAAAAGGCUUCACCACAAAGCGCACCCUUAUUAUCCAUCAGCGAACUCACACAGGAGAGAAAUCUUACUUAUGUAAUGAAUGUGGAAAAGGCUUCACCACAAAGCGCACCCUCAUUAUCCAUCAGCGAACUCAUACAGGUGAGAAACCCUAUGAAUGCAGGGAGUGUGGUAAAUCCUUCAGCCAGAAGAUCUGCCUCAUACAACAUGAGAGAUGUCAUACAGGAAAGACUCCCUUUGUGUGUACUGAGUGUGGCAAAUCCUAUUCUCACAAAUACGGUCUCAUUACCCAUCAGAGAAUUCACACGGGGGAGAAACCCUAUGAGUGCAGUGAAUGUGGGAAAGCCUUCACCACAAAGUCAGUACUCAAUGUCCAUCAAAGAACUCACACAGGAGAACGACCCUAUGCAUGCAGUGAUUGUGAGAAAGCCUUCUCCCACUUGUCAAAUCUUGUGAAACAUAAGAAAAUGCACACAAGGGAAUGGGUAGAUUCAGUCAAGUUGGAAAUUCCUUUAACACAGAGUCACAGCUCGUUAUUUACAAGUGAACUCCUGUAAAACAAAAGCCCUUUGAAUGGGAUUGUGGAAAUGCCUUCUGUGGCAACCAAGACUUCGUUAAACAUCAGUGUUUCCAGUAGAUUGGAAGGUAAUUGUGGUCCUGCCUGUUUUCAUGUGUGCCCUGGGGAGAUUAAAGAACUGGUCCAGGAGGUGGUAAACCUGGUGAAUACUGUGAAUGUGGUGCCUUCUGUGAUCCUUACCUCAUAUUUUCUGUCAAUGAAAACAUGCUGGAAAAACUCAUACAUUCAGUGUGGAGAUACCUUGAGCAAAACUUCCUACCAUUCCAGUAGCAGUGUAGGAGAGAUUCAGUUGCUCUCCAUCCUCACCAGAACUUGGAUCACGCCAACCGUGCCGUGUCCUAAUUUUAAUUUUCCCGUCUGCUCGUUGAAAGGGAUUUCCCGCGCACCGUUUUUGCCUGGCCCGCGCCUGCCAGCGGGCGCGGAAUCGGCCUCUCGGCGUCCCGUAGGGCCGGGAUCCAAGAUGGCUGCCCCCACGGGGCAGGGCCAGGGUGCCGCCAUGUUGCCGCAGCGGAAAAGCCGGGAUCCAGAGGUCUUUUCUCUAGAAAUGCCUCAGACCCUUGUUGGCCGCAGUCCGGCGGUGCUGAGGGACGCGGACGGAGUUCAGCGAAAGAACAGCGACCGGGUGCCGACGGCACAGGCGGGGGCCCUCUACUCGUUGGGGCUCAGAGAUUGCGCGCGGGAGUCAGGUGGCUGUCAGCUGCCGAGUGGAGCGGGUUUUGUUCGGGACUCAAAGAUGAGCUGUUCCGGGGUUCACGGGUCGGGGUCCGUGCGUGGAGCUGACGCGGGGGCCGCGGGGGCGCGGGUGGGAGCAUGGGGCUUGGCCGCGGCGUGCAGAGCUCGGGCCUCGGCUGCUGUCGCGGACGGCGGAUCCAGAAGAGCUAAAGACAGAGCAUCCCAGUUAGCAGCUAUUUCCCAAAAUCAGAAGAAGAUGAUCCAGGCCCAGGAAUCGCUGACACUGGAGGAUGUGGCCGUGGACUUCUCCCGGGAGGAGUGGCGGCUCCUGGCCCCCGCCCAGAAGGACCUGUACCGGGACGUGAUGCUGGAGAACUACAGGAACCUGGUGUCAGUGGGGUAUCACGCCAGCAAACCAGAUGCACUCUCCGGGUUGGAACGAGGAGAACUUUGGACGAUAGAAGAUGAAAUCAACAGUCGAAUCUGCCCAGAAAUCAGAAAAGUUGAUGGAUCCUUGCCGUGUCAGUUGCAAAAUCGAAGCAUUCAGAAGUGUGUGGAACAAUGUUGUGAACGUAAUACAUUUGCAAACAUUUUUAAUCAGAACGAAAGUGAUUUUCUGUUAAAGCAAAAUUAUGAUAUAUUUGAUUUACGUGAAAAAUCUUUAAAAUCAAAUACAAGUUUUGAAAGCCAGAGUAUAAGCUGUGAUUUGGAGAACUCUGCUGAGUUGAAUGAAGAUGGGAAAUCCCUUCUUCAUGGUGCCCAGGAACAAUUUUACAGUGUAAAUAAAUCUCCUGUGGGUGUAAAACCCAGCAACGAUAACUCCCGGGUCACUAAACAACAGAGGACUCCAAACAUGCAGAAAGCCCAUGUAUGCAGUGAAUGUGGGAAAGCCUUUGUCAAGGUGUCUCAGCUCACUGAUCAUCAGAGAGUUCAUACUAGAGAGAAACCUCAUGGGUGCAGUAUGUGUGGGAAAGCAUUCUCCAGAAAAUCCAGGCUAAUUGAACAUCAGAGAAUUCAUACAGGACUGAAACAUUAUGAAUGCACUGAAUGUGACAAAACGUUCCUUAAGAAAUCACAAUUCAACAUACACCAGAAAACUCAUAUGGGACAGAAGCCUUAUACAUGUAAUGAAUGUGGGAAGGCAUUCAUCAAGAAAUGUCGGCUCAUUUAUCAUCAGCGAACUCAUACAGGAGAGAAGCCCCAUGGAUGCAGUCUGUGCGAGAAAGCUUUCUCUACAAAGUUUAGUCUCACUACACAUCAGAAAACUCAUACAGGAGAGAAACCAUAUAUAUGCAGCGAAUGUGGAAAAGGCUUCAUUGAGAAGAGGCGUCUUGUUGCACAUCAUCGAACUCACACUGGUGAGAAACCUUUUAUAUGCGACGAAUGUGGGAAAGGUUUCACCUUGAAGAACAGUCUUAUCACACAUCAGCAAACUCAUACAGAAGAGAAAUUGUACAUAUGCAGUGAGUGUGGAAAAGGCUUUUCGAUGAAGCACUGUCUCAUCGUACAUCAGCGAACUCAUACAGGAGAGAAACCCUACACAUGCAAUGAGUGUGGAAAAGGCUUCACCUUGAAGAGUCCUCUCAUCAGACAUCAGCGGACACACACAGGAGAGAAACCCUAUGUAUGUAGUGUAUGUGGAAAAGGCUUCACCAUGAAGAGUGAUCUCAUUGUACAUCAGCGAACUCAUACUGCAGAGAAGCCAUAUAUAUGCAGUGAUUGUGGGAAAGGCUUCACCGUGAAGAGCCGCCUGAUUGUACAUCAGCGAACUCAUACAGGAGAGAAGCCUUAUAUAUGCAGUGAAUGUGGAAAAGGCUUUCCAGCAAAGAUACGGCUGAUUGGACAUCAACGAACUCAUACGGGAGAGAAGCCCUAUAUUUGCAGUGAAUGUGGAAAAGGCUUCACAGAGAAGAGUCAUCUGAAUGUACACAGGCGCACUCAUACAGGAGAGAAACCCUAUAUAUGCAACGAAUGUGGCAAAGGCUUAACUGGGAAAAGCAUGCUCAUUGCACAUUUGCGAACUCAUACUGGGGAAAAACCAUAUAUAUGCAAUGAAUGUGGAAAGGGCUUCACCAUGAAGAGUACUCUAGGUAUACAUCAGCAAACUCAUACUGGAGAGAAGCCAUACAAAUGCAACGAAUGUGAUAAAGCCUUCAGGAAGAAGACCUGCCUCAUACAACAUCAGAGAUUUCACGCCGGAAAAACCUCCUUUGCAUGUACCGAAUGUGGAAAAUUUUCUUUGCGCAAAAAUGAUCUCAUUACCCAUCAGAGAAUUCACACAGGAGAGAAACCAUAUGAAUGCAGUGAAUGUGGGAAAGCCUUCACGACCAAGUCAGGGCUCAACGUUCAUCAAAGAAAACAUACCGGAGAAAGGCCCUAUGGAUGCAGUGAUUGUGGGAAAACUUUUGCCCACUUGUCAAUCCUCGUUAAACAUAAGAGAAUUCACAGAUAGUCACUUUGGGAAAUCCUGUUGCCAGUAUGCUAGUUGUAGGCCCUCAAUAUAAUAUUUUGCAAUGAAGAAUGAAUGCAAAGAAUGGUAUUAUCUUUAGUGAUUGAUUAUGUUUCAUGUUGACAAAAAAUUUUACAAAACUAUUCACAUGCAGUCAGCCUUGAUGAAAAUAUUUUAGAACAAUAUACAUCUAAAAAGUGUUGACUAAGAUAGAGUCUAUGAGCGUGACUAGGAAAGUCUUCAGUUGGAACUAGACCUAUCAUGUGAUCAUCAUCACAGAUCAUGAAUGAAAAAGGAAAGGCUUUCCCCAGAAGUUAAAACCUCAGUAGGUAUCAGUUCACACUAGAGAAGUGCUCAUUUCUGCAGCACAUAUACUAAAGUUCACACUAGAGAAGUACUUUCCUAUGGCAAUAAAUAUAGCAGGUCUUGAAGCAAUAUUUGCCAGGAAAUUCCACACAGAAAUAACUUGGGAACACAUUCAAUGUGGUGGACGUUAGCAAAAUACCAGACAACUUAAGGAAAGAAGCCUUGGGGAAAUGGAUGAAUGAGAGCAUUCUGUCACAUGUCUAAACAGAUAAUACAUACCUCUCAAACUUUGAGAACAGGAUACCUUCAGCCAUAUUUCUAAUUGCCUUGUCAUUGAUUUUAUAAAUUUUAAAUAGUGGCAUUACUCUCAUCAUGUAUUAAAUUUCAAUAUGUACAACACAGGAGUGUCCUAUGAGUGUUC